Cheilinus undulatus (humphead wrasse) is the source of this 4536-nucleotide messenger RNA. RefSeq names its product KN motif and ankyrin repeat domains 2 (gene kank2). Bases 203 to 3289 code for a protein of 1028 amino acids. Gene Ontology annotation, molecular function: protein binding. The transcript has 13 exons. The record is from RefSeq and is a predicted model, not a curated record. Lineage: Eukaryota; Metazoa; Chordata; Actinopteri; Labriformes; Labridae. Gene Ontology annotation, cellular component: cytoplasm. Gene Ontology annotation, biological process: negative regulation of G1/S transition of mitotic cell cycle; negative regulation of transcription by RNA polymerase II; negative regulation of actin filament polymerization.
GUUUUUGUCUCCGUCAGUGAGCGCUCCUCCCGGGCCGAGGAAAGGCUGAAAGGAUUUCUAGAGGGCAGGUGCUGACUGUAAGAGUGCAAGAAAAGGAAGAGAGAGCAAGGAGCCUGGGGAGGAGAGAUCCCGUCCUCGCGGCGCAUCAAGCAGCUGGUGAGAGCUGGUGGGGGACCGUCUGAAAAGCUGCCACAGACUCAACAUGGCUCAGGUGCUGCACAUGGACCCCGGCUUCCCAGGGAAACUCAACUCGCCAGCCCCCCCCUCCCUGCACGGCAAGGAACAGGAGGCCAACUACUCAGUGGAGACCCCCUAUGGCUACCGUCUGGACCUGGACUUCCUCAAAUAUGUCAACGACAUAGAGAAGGGAAACACCAUCAAGAAGGUGCCAAUCCAGCGCCGGCCUCGCUAUGGCUCCCUGCCACGUGGAUAUGGCUACGCCGGCUCCUGGUGGACCUCCACCGAGUCUCUGUGCUCCAACACCAGCAUGGACAGCCGGCACUCCUCCUUCUCCUACUGCGCCCCGGGCUACCACACGACACAGAGACCCAGCUUCAGCACAGCCCGGGUGGAGAAGACCCUACUGGAUGCACGCAGGAAGCUGGAGGAGGAGAAAGAGGGACGGAGGUUCUCAAACCUUGGCAGCAUGCACAGCAGUAUAGCAGGCUCCAACACCUCCAUCAGCAGCGCUCACAGCUUCAACAGAGCCCAUGGAGGGGGGUCGUUCACACCCAUGAGCUCUGGCCUGUCCACCCCAGUGACACCCACUCCGGCCCACCUGCAGCACGUCAGGGAGCAGAUGGCAGCAGCGCUCAGGAAGAUCAAGGAGCUAGAAGAGCAGGUGAAGACCAUCCCUGUGCUGCAGGUCAAAAUCUCCGUGCUGCAGGAGGAGAAACGGCAACUCAGCGUCCAGCUCAAGAGUCAGAAGUUCCUGGGUCAUACCCUGGGAUUCAGUCGAGGUCGCCCCAGAGGAGAGCUCUACAUCGACAUUCCUGAAGAGGAGGUGAGCACAGCAGCGAAGAGCGCCAACAAACCAGCAGACGUUAUGUCUCCCACCACACCUGAGGGCUCCAAGCAGGACUCAGGCUGUGAGAUCGAAGACACGGUGAUUGUGAGUGGAGCCAGACCAGAUGCAAAACGGGAAGUCAGGACCAUAGGAGUCGGCCCGGAAGAUGCAAAGGGAACUCGUCAGGUAGGAGUCGGGGUUCGGGAGGAGGACCUGGGUCUGCUGCCAGAGACCGUGGCCCUCAGGAACCAGGUGGGCCAGUUGGAAGGCCACUUAAAGAGGACGAUGCAGGAGCUGCAGGCGGCACAGGCAGUGCAGAAAACCCCUCAGGCGGAGCAUCCCAUCAUAACGACCAGCACGGGCUGGCAGGAGCCACAGGGUUGCAGCCUGCACACUCUGGUCAGCUUCAGUCAGCUGCCACAACAGAGAGAGCAGAGGACUGUGGGUAUCCAGGUGUACACGCUGGAGCAGCCCACCGUGGUGGAGGUGGGGACUCUGCUCAGGGCGGAGACCUGCAGCUCCGUCGAGCCCCAGCAGGCUGAGGAAGUCGUGGAGGAACAACAACUAGGACAAGUUAAAGAUGCUCCCGUUGAGUUGCCACUCGCGGUGAGCUCAAAGGAAGUACGAGACGUCUUAAAGAGCGAGGUGUCCACUUCAGAACCUGUAGCUGUUCCCGUCAUCGCUGCUGAUCAGAUCAGUUUGUUGCCUUCUAAAGAAGCAGAGACGCACCAGCACACAUCCUCAGAGGCUGUUCAGUCACAGGAAGGAGAUCAGACAGCCUCGUCUCCCUCAUCUUCUCUGAGGUCCAUAAUGAAGCGACCAGCACAAGGGGAACCAGGAUCUCCCUCUACAAAGAAAAAUCUGCAGUUUAUUGGAGUCAAUGGAGGCUACGAGUCCACGUCUUCAGACAGCAGCAGCGAGAGCUCAGAUGAAGGGAGUGACUCCAGUGAAUAUCAUGAAGCCAGAGAAAAACUACCAGAACCAGCCGUCCAGAACCAGCAAAUAACCCCCAGCAAUCCUCCACAGAGCAACAGCGGACCUCAACAAACUGCCGAUCAACUGCCAGCCAUCAUUCCAGACUCACAGCAGAGUCCAGACUCACAGCCUGAAACCACAGACACCAGACUGCCAGACAGAGCCGUCCAGUUACCAGCGACAGACACUGUUGUAGAAAAAUGUGCCUCAGAGCCGGCAGACGAUGCUUUCCCUCCUCCUCCUCCUCCAGCAGUCGAUCCUGCUUUUACAGAGAAGCCAUCAGAAGAACCAAGUAUAACCCAGGAGGUCUCUGACUCUUCAUCGAACACUGAAUCCACGUCGGAACAAACCACAACGUCCUCAGUCAGCUGUCCGCCCACACAGUGUGUCACUGAAACCACGGAGAUCAGGACGCAGCAACACACCGUCCAAUCAGAAGCAACCGUCCUUUCCAGCCAGUCUGAGAAAAAACCAACAGCAGAAUCAGCAGCACAAGUCAGACUGGAGCUGAGUGAAAGCCUGAUGUCGUCUCUUCAUGCUCUGCAAAAAGCUCUGGGAGAACCCAACGCCUUCAGCCAACAAGGAGCGAGAGCGGCGUACACCGCCGUGCUGCAGGAGUGGCUGCGUGUCUCCUGUCACAAAGCAGCAGACACAGCGGUGGUGAAGGCCUACAUGGACGCCUUCGCCUCCAUCUCCCCUCAGCUGCUGGAGUUCGUGAUCAACAUGGCAGACGGCAACGGGAACACGGCGCUUCACUACACUGUCUCUCACUCCAACUUCCCCGUGGUGAAACUGCUGCUGGACACAGGUUUGUGUAACGCUGACAAGCAGAACAAGGCGGGAUACACGGCCAUCAUGCUGACGGCGUUGGCGGCUUUCCACUCUGACAGCGACCUUCAGACGGUUCUGCAGCUGCUGAGAACCGGGGAUGUCAACGCCAAAGCCAGCCAGGCUGGACAGACGGCAUUGAUGCUCGCUGUCAGCCACGGUCGGGGGGACAUGGUGCGGGCGCUGCUGUCCUGCGGGGCUCAGGUCAACAUCAGAGACGACGAUGGCUCCACGGCGCUCAUGUGUGCCUGCGAACACGGACACGUGGACAUCGUACGUCAGCUGCUGUCCGUGCCAGGCUGUGACGCAACGAUCACUGACAACGACGGCAGCACGGCUCUGUCCAUCGCCCUGGAGGCCAGCCAGAACGACAUCGCCGUGCUUCUCUAUGCUCACCUCAACUUUGCAAAACCUCCUUCCCCUGUUUCUCCAAAGUCUCCUCUCCUGGGUUCCUCUCCUCCUUCUGGUGAAUUGAGAUAAAGAUUCUCCUCCUGCAGCUCCUCCUCAUAUCAGUGUUUUAUCCGUAAUCAAGACAAACUUUAUGUUUCUGUGUGUUUUCAUCCUGUUUAAUUUAAUAACUACAUGACAGCUUUCACCUUUGUUUUCUGCUGCUUUUUGCUUCCUUUUAAAAUCACAGUGUUGGUUGAAAACAUGGAUUUCUUCUGUGGUACUUCCCUGAAUAACAAACAUGUAGUAUCUGUAAAAACAUUAAACAUUUAUCCAGUCAUCAGCACAACUUUUAGAGGCAUCAAAAACCCACUGAAUCACAUCAUACAGCUCCUGACAGACUUGUUUUUAUCUCUUCAAAGUCUCAGAUCAGCUCCUUCAUAGAGUUUUCACUGUUUUGUGUACAUUAGCUCUGCAGCGGUAGCAUCAUGUGACCUAACAGGAAUAACAGCCACCCCUCUCAUGGAUAAGUGUCCUUGCAUCAACAAACUCAUCGGUGCUACAAAAAACACCACUUCAACAGUUUAUCAAUAUUUAUACACAGGAUUUAUGUACUCUAGAGUAUUUUUGAUAUUGGUUUUUUAAAUUCUGGACCUCUAAAGAUCACAGUUUUUAUUUCCUCAACCGGUAAAUUGAUUGUUUUUAUUUUGUUGCAGCAUUCCCAAAGUAAACCCAAAGAUGUAAGUGUCCUGUCAGCUCUGUACAUUGUUUUAAAUAAGAACACAGGCCUGGUAUCGGUGCGAAGGAUGGGAAAGGCAGAGUUAUUGUGAGGGUGACGGUACUAUGGUUUUGUAUUUUUUUAUGUGAAGGUUAUUGGAUGGUUGUAAGGAAAGACAUCUGUGUUUGAAAUAUUCUGUGCUUCAGAUUAGUGAAAAAUAAGGACUGAAAGCUCUGGUGAGGCCGGGUUAGUCAGAGAAGAAGGUGUCUGAUUGGGAUUUUAAAGGACGUGUAAGAUAUGAAUAUUAAAAUAAUAUAUGUCAUAUAAACUGGUAGUAAUGAUGCCUAACGUCAAACUCCUUGAACUAAAGUGCAUAGGCUAUUGAUGUCAAAUUUCUAUUACUUUUUAAAGACUUUUCACGAGUUUCAUAGUCACUUUGAAGCAAUUAAAUUUUAUAAACUUUCAAAUGUUUAAUUUAAGUAUCUAUCUUUUUAUACAUGUAGAAUUUUUAAGCUCACACCACCUUUAUGUAACCGCACAGCUCUUCAGUUUAUGAUUAUGAAGGUUUAUGUCAGAUUUUAGAUUGUGUUUCUCAAUGAAUUAAUAAAUGUGGACCACACUG